ACUGUUUCUUCCUCGCUAGCUCCGUCCACCGGACAACUCACCUCCUCUCCUCCCUCCCAGUUCCGCUGGCUCCUGCAAGAGUAUCAAUGGCGGCGGCUUCCUGGAGGGACCUUGCUCUGGCAAUGGCGGCCGUGGGCUGGGUUCUUGGCGGUUGUCUUGUGUGGGCGUUCCCGGCGGAGGAUUUGGUGGCCAGGCUGCCGGGGCAGCCGCCGGUGACGUUCAGGCAGUUCGCCGGGUACGUCGACGUCGAUGUCAAGGCCGGCCGGAGCCUCUUCUACUACUUCGCCGAGGCGCAGGAGGACGCCGCCGCCAAGCCUCUCACGCUGUGGCUGAACGGAGGUCCCGGCUGUUCUUCGAUUGGAGGUGGUGCUUUCACAGAACUAGGUCCAUUUUAUCCUAGAGGAGACGGCAGGGGUCUCAGAUUGAACAAAAAGUCAUGGAACAAAGCGUCCAAUCUAUUGUUUGUCGAAUCACCAGCUGGAGUUGGAUGGUCUUACUCAAACACUUCAUCAGACUACAACACUGGCGACGUGCGGACUGCGGAUGACAUGUACAGAUUUUUGCUGGGAUGGUACAAAAAAUUCCCAGAGUACAGAUCAAGAGCCUUGUUUCUUACUGGAGAGAGCUAUGCAGGGCAUUACAUACCACAACUUACCGAUGUACUACUUACACAUAAUGAGAAAUCAAAGGGUUUCAAGUUCAAUAUCAAGGGUGUUGCUAUUGGGAAUCCGCUUCUGAAGCUUGAUAGGGAUGUCCCUGCAACCUAUGAGUAUUUCUGGUCUCAUGGCAUGAUCUCUGAUGAAAUAUUUCUAGCGAUCAGCCACAGUUGUGAUUUUGAGGAUUACACCUUCAAUGACCCCCAUAAUGAGAGCAAGUCAUGUAACGAUGCCAUAUCUGAAGCAAACACUAUAGUUGGGCAGUACGUCAACAACUACGAUGUUAUUCUCGAUGUCUGCUACCCAUCAAUUGUGAUGCAGGAGCUACGGCUGCGAAAAUAUGCAACGAAAAUCAGCGUGGGAGUGGAUGUUUGCAUGACCUAUGAGAGGUUUUUCUAUUUCAAUCUUCCAGAAGUGCAGCAGGCUCUGCAUGCUAAUAGGACACAUUUGAAGUAUCAAUGGGGCAUGUGCAGUGAUGUCCUAAACUACAGCAAUACGGAUGGCAACAUCAACAUCUUGCCUAUCCUUCAAAGAAUUGUGGAGCACAAAAUACCACUUUGGGUGUUCAGUGGUGAUCAAGACUCUGUUGUGCCCUUGCUGGGCAGCCGAACCCUUGUGCGAGAGCUAGCUCACACCAUGGGGUUACCUGUUACAGUUCCCUACAGUACUUGGUUCCGCAAAGGCCAGGUUGGAGGCUGGGUGACAGAGUAUGGCAAUUUUCUGACCUUCGCAACAGUGCGGGGUGCAUCCCACAUGGUGCCAUUCGCACAGCCGGACCGGGCUCUCGGGCUAUUUCGAUCAAUCAUACUUGGACAAAGACUACCAAACACAACAAAUCCACCCAUUGACUAAUUGUACCUAUGAAAGAAGCUGAAGAUAGAAUCGAGUAGCAUAGGUUUUCUGUUUUGCUACAGUAGAGUAGUUCGUAAAGAUGUGUUGGGUGCUUAAUAAGUUCUUUAUUGUUUCUAAGGGGCAAAAAAGUAACACUUCCAAGUAUUAUGAUUACCGCCUUUACAUAGAUCA
Molecule: messenger RNA, 1679 nt
Organism: Setaria italica (foxtail millet)
Lineage: Eukaryota; Viridiplantae; Streptophyta; Magnoliopsida; Poales; Poaceae
Product: serine carboxypeptidase-like 42
Exons: 10
Coding region: 87-1508 (473 amino acids)
Biological process (GO): proteolysis
Molecular function (GO): serine-type carboxypeptidase activity
Source: RefSeq, a predicted model, not a curated record